Messenger RNA from Meyerozyma guilliermondii ATCC 6260, 606 nucleotides. It is a transcript of the gene VPS24, whose product is annotated as ESCRT-III subunit protein. Lineage: Eukaryota; Fungi; Ascomycota; Pichiomycetes; Serinales; Debaryomycetaceae. The record is from RefSeq and is a predicted model, not a curated record. The coding region runs from base 1 to 606 and encodes 201 amino acids. Gene Ontology annotation, biological process: protein transport; endosome transport via multivesicular body sorting pathway; late endosome to vacuole transport. Gene Ontology annotation, cellular component: multivesicular body; ESCRT III complex. The transcript has a single exon.
AUGCGCAAGAUUAACCAGCUUCUUCGCAAAAACAAGCGAGAACUCGACCGGUCGAUGAACCAGUUACAGCCGCUCAAAAAGAAGACAGAAUCCUUAAUCAAGUCGUCUGCCAAAAACAAAGACUACAAAUCCGCCAAGAUAUACGCGCGUGAGCUCAUCAACAUCAACAAGCAAUACAACAAGCUCCAUCUAUCCAAAGCAAGAAUAGACUCCAUUACCAUGUCCAUCAACGAACAGUACUCAAUGACCAAACUUACGCUGUCCCUCCAGACGCUGACGGGGAUCAUGAGAGACGUGAACCAGCUAGUGUCGCUUGGGGUGGUGCUGGGCACCAUGCAAGAGCUUCAGAAGGAAUUGAUGAGGGCCGGUAUCAUCAACGAGAUGAUGGACGAUAUGGUGGAUCUCGACUUUGAAGACGACGAGUUGGAGUCGGAGUCGCAAGACGAGGUCAACAAGAUCAUCCAGAGCCUCACGGAAGACAAACUUUCCAAGAUCGAGACCGAGGUUCCUGCCAGCAACUUUGAAGAAGAAGCACCGAUUGCAGACGAGGAAGACACAGAGGCAUUGGACGAGAUGAGAGAACGACUCAAGGCAUUACAGGAGUGA